AUGGCUUCUCAACAAACGACGACGUUGUCGCAAGAGCAAUUGCUGCACUUUUGGGGUGAGUAUUCGGAUAUUGUAGACUUUCAAGACUAAUCUCUGUGCAUUUCAGGCGCUCACAACAAUAUGGGUAAGAUGACACGACGGAAUUCGCACUCGGACGGAAGUUCGAAGCCAGCUGGCAGUAAUAGCGGAGGUGCUGGCACGAAACCAAAAGUAAGGGACGGGAGGAGGGGUUACGGUAGUUCGUAAAGUGCGGCACAAGUGCUACAGUAAUCCUAAACUUCCACUUUGAUUCAUAAUAGUUCGGGAGGAUUUUGAAGGUCAACGUGUAACUACAGUAGCCCUAUGUACCAGGAAAGUGAAGUUACUGUCAUCCUACUUGGUUUUAGUUCAAGUUUUGCUAUGAAUCUACUACUAGAGUUUCUGAAACGUACAGUAAUCCUUCAUGGACCUUUAGUUUGGUAAAACUACAGUAAUCCCCAACAAAAAGUUUUCAGGUAGCGACGCCUCAAGUAGUGGCCAAAAUCGAGCAGUACAAACGCGACAAUCCCACCAUUUUUGCCUGGGAAAUACGGGAAAAACUCAUCAAUGAAGGUGCCGAUCAUUUUUCGGGCCUACAAUAAUAUUAUCAAUAUUUUGCAGAAGUGUGCACUACACCGCCUUCCGUCUCCUCGAUCAACCGAAUUCUACGCACCAGGGCCGCUGAAAGAGCCGCCGAAGAGCUUCAAAUGAUAUUGUCGGCACAACAUUUGGCGCGUCCGGCAGUUCGUCCUCAGCCCGGAUCCCGGAUGAUCCAUCCGGGACUUCCGCCGUUUCCGUUCCCGCUGCCGCUCGUCUGGCCCGGAUUGCUUCCGAAUCCCGCUCAACUUUCGUUCCUUUUGAACGGAGUUCCUGGAUUGGUGGCGCCGCCUGCUCAGCUAUCGAGUGAUCCGAACCUGAACCAGAAUUUGAACCUAUCCGAGGAUGAUUCUGCCGGCGCCAACUCGAGAAGACUGUCUAGAAGCACGUUUAGCAAUGGUAGGGUAAACGAGAAAGUUGGCUAUCUAGGAUUACUGUAGAUCUACUUGCAGAACAACUGCAAUCCCUGGAAGAAGUGUUCGCGCGCGAGCCCUAUCCAGGACCCGCCGAACGCGCGGAUCUCGUCAAACGGACCAAUCUGCCCGAGGCCCGCAUCCAAGUAUGGUUCUCGAAUCGUCGCGCGAAAUGGCGAAAGACCAAUUCGAGCGAACGGGAUGAGGGACGCGCCGAACGAUCGGAGACGGACGACGCGAUGAGCACGACGAGCCAGUCGCCGACUCCGGGAGCCGAGGGAGCCGCCACGCCCGGAGCCACGACUCCUCGCGUCGAGGGAAGUGCUUCGGAGGUGCAGCAGCAGCAGCAGAAGAAGAAGACGUUCACUAUUUUCAAGCCCUAUGAGUGA
Molecule: messenger RNA, 1417 nt
Organism: Caenorhabditis sp. 36 PRJEB53466
Lineage: Eukaryota; Metazoa; Nematoda; Chromadorea; Rhabditida; Rhabditidae
Source: the annotation of a GenBank genome assembly